AUGGAUUUUCUGCAGGAGCUCCCUCAACAAAUAUUUCGAGACAUCUUAUUAAGAGUGCCAUACAAAUCGCAAGCAAAGAUUAAGGAGUUGCUGGAACCUGCUAAAGAAAUGAUUGAAUGCUCCCAGUUUUAUCAAGAUAGAAUUAAGUUUGGGCUGACUAAGAAAUAUAUAUGCUUGCUCGAUCAUGUUGCGAUAUCUAUAUACGAUCCAGUUGAUCAAUUAAGUAUCAUGCGCACUAGCAUUCCCGAUGAUUUUCAAGUUAUUCUAGUCCCACGUGAUUCUCAGAUUUUCUGUUUCAAGCAUAAGCUUGUUUUGUGGGGCGUAUCUAAGUGGUGCAAUAUUUCAGUAAUUUUGAUAUACGAUUUAUUAUCUAAUACAUGGAAGGAAGGUGCUCAAAUUCCAAUUGCAAUAUUAGGGAAUGGAUGUUGUGCCUCACCUGAAGGAUCGAUCUACAUUGCCGGAGGGUAUUCUACUUCUUUUCCUUGUCGUAUCUCACGUAAAGCAGCAGUAUAUAAAGUAGAUGAAGACGAGUGGGAGCUUCAUUCUGACAUGCACCAAGAAGUUCGCAGCUGCUUUUAUUGA
Cryptomeria japonica (Japanese cedar) is the source of this 582-nucleotide messenger RNA. RefSeq lists its product as uncharacterized. The transcript has a single exon. The record is from RefSeq and is a predicted model, not a curated record. NCBI's taxonomy places the organism in Eukaryota, Viridiplantae, Streptophyta, Pinopsida, Cupressales, Cupressaceae. Gene Ontology annotation, biological process: negative regulation of cytokinin-activated signaling pathway; regulation of phenylpropanoid metabolic process. The coding region runs from base 1 to 582 and encodes 193 amino acids. Gene Ontology annotation, molecular function: protein binding.